AUGGGUACAACAAGCGAUACACCAGGGAACGCUGUUACUACUUUGAAUUGCAUGGUGAUAAACGCUACCGAAGAAAGCAGAAGCUUGGCCAGUGAGCUGAUCGUGGAUCAUGUUUCAACAAUGACCAAGUUUAGAGAUUGUUUCAAUUCAGUUGGCCUAGUGGAGUGUUUCAAAAAUGUUGCAGUUCAAAGUUUGAACGAUUUUAUGGCGAGCGACAGGGAAAUCCGCCUGUCCAGAUAUCUUGUGGUGAAGAAAAAUCCCGACUUUCUAGCUUCCGAUGUUGACGAAAGGGCGCCAACGGAUUGGCACGCGAUUGUGGCCAAGAUUCGGGACUUUAUCAGUUCGCGUGUCUUUCAAUUCAGCCUGGUAAUCCCGGAAGAUCGUUCUUUGGCUGAAGGCCGUGGCAAGAAGCACAAACAGAAACAACAAGGUGGAAUGUACAUGAUGGGUGGUGUUGCUUUUAUGGCCAUGAUGGCCCAGCUGGUCCUGGGGAAGGUUGCCAUGUUAGCUGCCGUUGCUCUGAUUAUGGCCAAGAUAGCGCUCAUCUUUUCCACUUUGAACGGUUUCAAAAAAGCAGCCAGCGGCGGAGGAGGCGGAGGGGAGCACGUGGUUUACGAUCAUUCCGGAGGACACGGUUCCGGUGGAUGGCAGCGAAGCAUCGACCCCAAACGCAAAGAUGACCAAUACGAAGACGGAGGUGAUCUCGCCUACAGACGAAGGAGACCAGACUACGACUACAGAGACCCAUUGGAAGGCGCAUGA
Uranotaenia lowii is the source of this 762-nucleotide messenger RNA. RefSeq lists its product as uncharacterized. The record is from RefSeq and is a predicted model, not a curated record. The coding region runs from base 1 to 762 and encodes 253 amino acids. Lineage: Eukaryota; Metazoa; Arthropoda; Insecta; Diptera; Culicidae. The transcript has 3 exons.